Molecule: messenger RNA, 470 nt
Organism: Choloepus didactylus (southern two-toed sloth)
Lineage: Eukaryota; Metazoa; Chordata; Mammalia; Pilosa; Megalonychidae
Product: axonemal dynein light intermediate polypeptide 1-like
Cellular component (GO): filopodium; axoneme
Molecular function (GO): dynein heavy chain binding
Source: RefSeq, a predicted model, not a curated record
CCAGGAGCAGCUAGACCUGAAGAUGCAGCAGCUUUAGGUCCAGGGAGAUGGGCAUCUGCCCUGCCCACAGGGAGCUCUGCUCCCAGUGCUUUGAUGAGCUGAUUGGUGAGGUCACCAUCAACCAUGCAGAGCAGGAACUGCUGCUGCGGCAAGUCCGGGACAAGCUCGGCAUGACCAUCGCUGCCCACCAGGCUGUACGAGAGCUGGUGGCCUUUGGCAUGAGGAAGGCGCUCCAGGCUGAGCAGGGGAAGUCAGACAUUGGGAGGAAAACCGCAGAAAUGGAAACAGGAAAGAGAGACUUGGGGAAGCAAGUGAAUGUGCAGAAGGUGCAAUGUGAGGCCACUGAGAAGCCGGAGAGUGAAAGGUGAAAGGUGGAGGAGAAGAAGCACAAUGAAGAGAUUCAAUUCCUAAAGCACACGGACCAGCAGCUGAAGGCCCAACUGGAAGGCAUUAUUGCACGAAAGAAGUGA